AUGUUGACGGAGAAGCAUUCGAUUCUGCGGACCGUGUUUACCACCACCACCAUCACCACCACCACCCCCACUGCCUCCGUCGACCAGCUCGUCCUCUGUAGCCUCUUAGUGGGCCUGAAAUACUACGAAGAUAUCGAGUCAUUGGAACAGCACUUCACCACCGAUUCAAUGUCCUACGGGCCCCCAAUCAACGUCGCCAAAGGAUUCCAGGUGCAACUUCUCUCACUCCGUAACAAGCAGAAGAAGUACCUAACACUGAGACUCCCGCACGCCCAAUUUAACGGCCUGUCCCUUAAUAUCCUUCUCGACAACCUAUCGGCCGCCUAUGAUGAUAAUACAAGCCAUUCUCUAGCUCCCUGCGCGCAGUAUAGCGCUUAA
Messenger RNA from Colletotrichum spaethianum, 378 nucleotides. RefSeq names its product nonribosomal peptide synthase chyA. The transcript has a single exon. Bases 1 to 378 code for a protein of 125 amino acids. The record is from RefSeq and is a predicted model, not a curated record. NCBI's taxonomy places the organism in Eukaryota, Fungi, Ascomycota, Sordariomycetes, Glomerellales, Glomerellaceae.